AUGUCAACCCUGGGCAUUACCAACCCUGGAGAGACAAGCUUUAAGCUCUACGAAGGCGAGCAACAAAAUGUAAUCGCUGGCCACCCAGUGGUAUAUAAAUACAUUGCCGGCGACAAUGACCCCUCCAAGCCCCUCGUGGCAUUUGUCCCUGGCAUGGCUCACAAUGGACGCAUCUCCUACGGUGGCCAUGAAGGAUACCGCAGCGAGGAAUUUCUAGCCCAUUGGUUCCAUGAGCAGGGAUAUGGUUUCUUGGGCAUUUCCUACCCACACGACACGGAACGGCCCUUGAUGCCAGCAACUAGUCCCGUUUUUACGAUCCCCGAUUGGGGUGUUCAAACUGCGGGAACAAUCAAGGCGGUGAUUGAAGAGAACCAUCUUCCUCAAAGCGUGGUGAUCUUGGCGUGGAGCAUGGGCGGAAAAGUCCUCCAGCCUGUGGCUGUCGAGGCUAGAAGACUUGGAGUCGAUGUACAGCUCUUUGUUUCCCUAGCAGCUACCCCUUCCCUUCCUGGUCUUCUUCCUGCUGUAUCGAAGGAACAGCUGAAUCAGACAGGCUCGGGCUACCUGAGUCUUCCCUUUUUGAAACAUUUAUUUCUGCAACAGCUUGAUGAGCAGGAAAAAAUCAAUCACCUCACUGAAGGUCGUCGUUUCAUUGAACCUGCCAUCUACGAAAAAGAGUAUUUUGGUGCUACGCCUAUCGGUAUCACAAGAUUUGGAUACCUAUUUGACAAUGAGACGAAGAAGUUUGUGGAAGAAGAAAAUAAGUGGCAAUCGCUGGAAGAUGGCCAGGCACAUGAUUACGGUAGCCUACCUACUAUGGCUGCCAUCUACCCGACAAGUGGGCUCGAUUUUCGUCAUUCCAUCACCGACAAGGCAACAUGGUCCUACCUGAUUAUUCAGCGUGCAAUGGCCAUGCUUGGUGAAGACCAUAGAGUGAAACAGCUCUCCCAAGUCAACGACGAUCUCUCUGCGGAUAAGUUGGCUGCGCAGAGAUCAUCAUUCCAGGAUCUACAGAGGAUCGUCUUGGGGAUCCCGGAGCUUAUGACUGCAGAUAUUCUCGGCAAUCACUUCUUUUUUUGUGGCGAGAGUGGAGCAAAGAGGACAGUUGAAAUAGUAAUUGGGUUCCUUUCUAGUUCGAUUGUUGUCCAGCGAAAUCUUGAAGAUUCGCUCAACGCCUGUAUCAGGGAAUCCACUGCACCGGAUUCAAACACACCAUGA
Messenger RNA from Penicillium crustosum, 1215 nucleotides. Its product is annotated as thioesterase domain protein. The record is from RefSeq and is a predicted model, not a curated record. NCBI's taxonomy places the organism in Eukaryota, Fungi, Ascomycota, Eurotiomycetes, Eurotiales, Aspergillaceae. The transcript has a single exon. The coding region runs from base 1 to 1215 and encodes 404 amino acids.